GCCCCCUUCGGUGCGGAGAGGUUCGGAUUCGAGGUUAGAUUCAGAAUUCUAGGUUUAGUCGAGCUUAUCAAUUCAGGGUCUGUAUAUAUAUAUCAAUUCAGGAUUGACAUGUGCCCUUCUGCAAUUGAGUCUGUGCCAGUUGGCAUUGACAUUCAUUCACCUGAUGAAGAACUUGUACUGUUCUUGGAUCAAAGGAAACCUGGGGAUGCCAUUCCAGACAAUGUUGUCACUGAAGUGAAUCCUUUCAACGUUGAACCAUGGAAUUCUCCUGAAAACAUUUGGUAUCUGUACCAUUCAGGGGCCCCGAGAUCUCCUAAUGGGAACUCUGAAAUGAAAGUAACAAGAUCUGGAUAUUGGAAGCCAACAAAUGAUCUUAAAAUUUAUACAAGUACCUGCGCUAUUGGUAGAAAAAUGACCCUGGAAUUUUAUAGAGGCAAAGAACCUUUUGGAGAAAGAACUGGGUGGGUGAUGUAUGAGUAUCAGGCGGAACAGCAUAUGUCAAAUGGAUAUAAUUCCUGGUUCGAAAUACCGUACCGUACCGGAGUUUCGAUCUGGGCUCGGUACCGGUACGGUACGGUAUACCGCUCGGUACACCCAGGUGUACCGAGCGUGCCGAGCACUGUUGCAGUGCUACAGUGCUGCUACAGUGUCGGAACGGUAACAUAUGGUCCGCGUACCGAAAGUCUGUCGUACCGGGCGGUACGGACCGGUAUGGCAAACCAUGCCUCAAAGAAGAACUAUGGUUCCUUGUGUAGAGUCUUUCAGCAAACUGAUAGAAGGACAAAUCAAGAAGAAAGUUUUUUUUCUGCUAGUGCAGGUGAUUCUGGUGGUGAGUACAUAGAACGAAUAUUGUUGACCCUUCUAGAGAAAGAAGAGGGCAACUCAUCCUCGAGGAUUUCAGCCAACAAUUCCCAGACUGUCGCUGAGAAAGGUCAGGAGCAAUCAGCAUUAUCCAGCAGGAGGCCUGAUGAUCCUUUACCUGAGAAUUCUAAUGAGAACAUGUUUGGAACUUGUGAUUUUUCAAAUGGAGAAUUCUUGGAGAUAAAUGAUCUAUAUUGUCCGGAGAUACCUUCAGCUAGUUCAGAUAAUUCUAGCCUCAUGUCAGUAAAUUCUGAUGAAUUCUUUGAUACUGAUGCAUUAUUGAGGGAUAUUGAGACUGACCAUGGUCUUGGAGUAGAAGAAGAGCUUACGUAUCACAGGUUCAGUAUCUCUGUACCUACAGAAUCAAGUCAGGUGGUUAUCAGGCCUUCCCCACCAGGUAUAUCAAUUCUGGUCCCCUUCCAUUGUAGUUCAAUUAAUAGAACUGCUGAUCUUGUGAUUGAAGAUAGCAAUCCAGCAAGUUGGUUGAUUAGAAAUGGAGUGACUUCACACCCAGAACAUUCCUCAUCAACUGAUGAGUUGUGGCACGAUGGAAAGGCUUCUACAACUAGUAAAUCUCAGGGCAGUCAGGACAACCGAAUUGCCGAUACCACACAUAGACGCAGGACUUUAAAGGGGAAUGGAUUAAAAUCAGUCCGAAAGAUUGCAAAGAUAGGAAGAAAAUACUGUUGCUUCGGAUCAUUUUGAUAUAACCUGCCUCGUCAUACUGGUUAGAGAGGAGAUAGGAGUAUGGUCUUGGGUUUCAAAACCCAGAAAGAAACUUCUUGGUAAUGCAAGUGUUUGAUGUUUUAGCUGGAAGCCAACACAAGGAGUUGUAGAGAAGAUUGGGAACUUAAAACACCCAUCUUGAAGUCAACUGGCAAAUCUAAAUUGCAGAUUUCAAAGUGCUACUGCCUGAUGUAUUUAGGUUCCUAGGGUUAAUUUUAUUUGUUUCACGGAAGUCUCAUACAUGUGGUUGGAGUUUAUGCAUCUUGGAAUUCUCAACACAUUUACCUGUAAGGCAGCAAAUAACACAGUUUUGUACAUUUUGUUGAUAUAACGUGGUUUCUUUUAUCUUAAACAAUUACAUUGUUCAAUCAAUAAUUACAUAUAUACACAUUGAUUUCA
Musa acuminata AAA Group (dessert banana) is the source of this 1986-nucleotide messenger RNA. RefSeq lists its product as uncharacterized. Gene Ontology annotation, molecular function: DNA binding. Gene Ontology annotation, biological process: regulation of DNA-templated transcription. Bases 109 to 1566 code for a protein of 485 amino acids. NCBI's taxonomy places the organism in Eukaryota, Viridiplantae, Streptophyta, Magnoliopsida, Zingiberales, Musaceae. The record is from RefSeq and is a predicted model, not a curated record. The transcript is spliced from 6 exons.